Messenger RNA from Lolium perenne, 966 nucleotides. Its product is annotated as double-stranded RNA-binding protein 1-like. The record is from RefSeq and is a predicted model, not a curated record. NCBI's taxonomy places the organism in Eukaryota, Viridiplantae, Streptophyta, Magnoliopsida, Poales, Poaceae.
AUGGGGGAGUCCAACCUGCGACCCCGUCGCCUACGCCCCGCGCUGCUCCUCGCCGCCGCCUUCUCCGCCACGUCGGCCGCCCUCCAUUGCGCCCACCCACGUUGCUCGUCGCAUACGUCGGAAAGGGCCGCCCGCCGCGUCUCCGCCUCGCCGCAUCUCCGCCCCGUCGGCCGCCCUCCAAUGCUGCUCCCCGGUAAGGCUGCCCUCCACUGCUUCUCCCCUUCCUGUAGAAUGUUCAGGACGCUGCUGCAGGAGCUGUCGCAGCAGCGGGGGUGGGCGUCACCGGCGUACACCUACGACUGCGAGGGCCCGUCCCACAUGCCCAGGUUCUACGCCACCGUCGCCGUCAACGACGCCCAGUUCUGGGCGGACGAGGGGUCCAAAACGGUCAAGGAGGCCAAGGAGCUCGCUGCCAAGGUCGCCUUGGAGCACCUCUCCGCCCUCUUGCCCCCUCCUCCCCAGCAGAAGCCCGGUGAGUCACGAAUUUCCCUUGUUUCCUACCGAAGGCCAUGUGGUAGGAAAGAAGGAUUUCUAAUCUCCAAGAAUGCGGGAAGGAUGCAACAAUUACAGAACCAACAUGGUGGUACUGCAAGUCGUUGCAACAACGUGUUUGAUGCAAUGGAUACACAACCUCCAACACCAACUAGCGGAAAGAAGUCAGAUGCUUCAAAGAUAAUUGGUAACCUUGAUAAACCAGAUACGGCUAGAUCAACUUCUGGUGGUGUUUCUUUUUCUGGCAUCCAUGUUAAUUACAAGAGUGCGUUGCAAACUUAUGCUCAGAAGAAUGGCAAACUGCUGCCUUCGUAUAGCAAAAUCCAUUACGGUCCACCUCAUGCACCGCAGUUUAAGUCAAUAGUGACCAUAGAUGGGAAACCAUUUGAAAGUCCACAAUACUACCGCACCAGUAAGGAGGCGGAAUCUGCGGCUGCAUAUGCGGCUAUCAUGUCCUUAACUCAAGAAGCGUAA